Molecule: messenger RNA, 1862 nt
Organism: Colossoma macropomum (tambaqui)
Lineage: Eukaryota; Metazoa; Chordata; Actinopteri; Characiformes; Serrasalmidae
Gene: tal1
Product: T-cell acute lymphocytic leukemia 1
Exons: 3
Coding region: 96-698 (200 amino acids)
Biological process (GO): regulation of transcription by RNA polymerase II
Molecular function (GO): protein dimerization activity; DNA-binding transcription factor activity, RNA polymerase II-specific; RNA polymerase II cis-regulatory region sequence-specific DNA binding
Source: RefSeq, a predicted model, not a curated record
CUCCUCCUCCUCCUCCUGCUGUUGCUGCUGCUCCUCCUGCUCCUGCUCCGCCGCUGCUGCUGCUCCUGCCCCGCUCAGAGCCUCGCGCAGCGCGGAUGGUGCAGUUGAGUCCGGCCGCUCUGCCCCCCCCAGCGCGCGCGCUGCUCUACGGCACCAUGGCGCAGCCGCUCGGGCACAGUGGCUUUGCUGGAGAAGCGGAGCAGUAUGGGAUGUAUCCCAGCCACCGCGUUAAGCGCAGACCAGCACCGUAUGAGAUUGAGAUCAAUGAUGGUUCUCAGCCCAAGAUCGUGCGGCGGAUCUUCACGAACAGCCGCGAGCGCUGGCGGCAGCAGAACGUGAACGGCGCCUUCGCCGAGCUCCGCAAGCUCAUCCCCACACACCCGCCCGACAAGAAGCUCAGCAAGAAUGAGAUCCUGCGGCUGGCCAUGAAGUACAUCAACUUCCUGGCCAAGCUGCUGAAUGACCAGGAUGACGUGCUGGUGGGCGGUGAGGGUGGGGCGCGCACCCGUGAGGCCCGGGAUGGCGGCCUAGUGAGGGAGGACCUGCUGCAGGACAUGCUGAGUCCAAACUCCAGUUGCGGCAGCCUGCUGGAUGGAGACGGCAGUCCAGAGAGCUUCACCGAAGAGCAGGACUCAUCGCCCGCCGGACGCGGCCUGCAUCAUCCACCAAUGCCCCUGGAUGGAAGCAACCAGCGAUGACUAUGGAGGUGUAGAUAUCUGGCCUCAUGAUUCGCCUCGAUUGCGAUUCGAUGCGUCACGAAAAUCUGAAAUUCCACCACGAUUCGAUUCUCUUGGUACGAUUCGGAAUCUUGUUGAACUGAAUACGCAAAUGAGACUGGAGGAAGUGGAUUUAGUGGAAUAUAAACAAUAAAAAUAACAUUUGAUGUAGCCAGAUAAGUUAAUUUGCCCAAAAACAGUGCAUAAUUUUCUGAAUAUCAUCCUAGUUAUUUAUAACUGAUUCUUACAUUACAAAACAACAAUGCAGUUGAAUCGCCACCUUUAAGUCGAUGCAUUAUGAUGCGUUUUGAAACCCCUGGUCACGACAUUGCUGGACAAAGAGACUGGGCAUUGAGGGCCAGACAUUGGGCCCAGAUGGUCUAUUGUGGAAGGCUAACGGACGUGUUUGUGUGCAGACUUGAUUUUUUUUCUUGCCCCCAUUUCUUCACGUCUUGCGCACUAACUACUCUCCACACUGGAUGCUGCCCCCUAUGGGUAAACACUGGUACAUCGAGAAUCAUAAUAAUGGUAGAUUUAAGUGCUUGCUGCUGCGGUAAGCAUAUAUUCCAGCUGGGAUUUAAACACGAAGCAAAGAAAGCAUUCAAAAAGGCCAGAUUUUUCAGAAUGGUACCCUUUCUAGAUUUCAAUCCCACCAUUUGAUCAGGUACACUAGAUAACCAUGCUGUUAGAAUGCGUGAAGAAGACAGAGGAGGGGAAAUCUCCUUGGCUAAACUCAAUCAGACUUAAAGGGGAAUUCCACCAAUUUUUCAAUGCUGCUGCAUAAUUCAAUCAUUGAGAUGGAAACAAAGCCAUUCAGAGUGGUUUGAUGUGAAAUACUUCACUUAUUGACUCUGAUUUCUUUCCAGCGGUGGUGAUAGGAACCAGGGGUCACAAUGUCCACAACACAAAUAUAGCCAUUUUAUUUAUUAUCCAAAAUGACCAGAGAAGCUACACAUCUUCUGGUGGCAAAACUGGAAAAAGAUUCUAUAACCCUGAAUGCCUGAAUUAACCCCUUUACAAGCCAUCGGCCCAACGGCAGGCCCAAAGUUUUAUUGCACACUUUUAUAACCUAAGAACAGCUCAAUUAGUUUGCAUUAAAGACCAUGUAGUUGCUGAAUAAUAAGCCUUUUGUAUGUAAUAAGCCUG